GGAAUUAAAGUGACACAGCUAUAUUAUGUGAAAGUAAAGCAGAGCAGCUCACAAGGGUGAGAUCUUUAAAGGGGGAGUAGCCUUUUUAUAGACAAGACUCAUUGAGGAUUAGAAUCUCUCCAGACUUCCAUUGCCUUAAAGGAGACAGGAGGAAAUUUGAGGAUAACCUUUAAUAUAUCUUUGAACUAGUGGACAGGGGGUAGCUUUGUUUUCAUGCUUUUCUCUCUAUUUUUUUAUAAGGCACAGAUGAACGAGCAGCUGAUGCAGAGGGCAGAUCUCUGCUCAGCGCACUUGGAAAGCGAGGACCCGAAGGCAUCUUGAAAUAGAAAUUGAAAAGAGGAGGACGAAGAGGAGGAGGAGGAGAAAAGAAAAGGAGGGGGUUUUAGAGGGAGAGCAUUGGUAUGCCAGGCUCAAAACCUAGCAUGGCUGUGCAGAAGAAACACAGUGACAUCCCUCCAUCGCGGGGACCACUAUCUACACACACCAUCGACAGCCAGAAGAAGAAGAAUCGACUUGAAAGAACAGGAGGCAAUGGUUCUAUCAAACCAAAUUCACAGGCAAAGAAAGCAGCCUGCUCUGUCAACAAGGCUGCCCAAAUCUGCAACACAGCCUCUCCACGGGCCGCUGCAGUGGCCAAUGGAAAUGUGGACGACAGGCUGAAAGCAGCACGGGAGAGAAGAGAGGAGCACCAGAAGUUACUUGCCUCUCGGGAACAGAGCAGGUUGGAGCGUGAGCAGCGAGCCAGGCGUUACUAUGAACAACAACUGCAGGAGCGCAAGAAGAAACUCUUGGACCAGAGGCUCAAAGAGGAGCGGAAGCGAGCUGCGGUGGAAGAGAAGCGCAGGCAGAGACUGAAGGAGGAGAAAGAGCGGCAUGAAACUGCAGUGCGUAGGACAGUGGAGAAGAGCCAAAAGGCCCAACAGAGCCACAACUCAAGAGGAAGGAAGCUCACCAAGAACGUUCCACGUCGCUUGCCACUGACAACAUGGGAGAAGAACUUGGUCAGUCGCCUGCUUACUCCUACAUGCUCUUAUCUGGCCAGGAGCAAGAGUGCUGGUUGUCAGUCAGGAGAAGAAGUUUCAUUCCACUCCAUGAAUUCCUCCACCACCACCACCACCACCCCUCCUCACAAACCCCAGCACCACUCUGGUCCAGUCCACCACAAGCCAUCUGCCUCUCCCAGUCCCAACAACAGCCAACACAAAAGCAUCAAUCUGCCACAGAUAAAGGCACCAAAACAGAAGGACACUAAUAAGAAGAAGUCAAAUACUAGAUCAUCUCCUGUCAACACUGGUGUCAAAACCAAAGUUACACAGAGCAGAACAACCUCCCCCUCACCUGAUCGGACUCCCCGAAGAUCAGUCAGCAGACAUUCAACCCCACUGCAGCUCGAGCUCCCGUCGGUCCCUGAGGAAGAUGUUGCCGUUUGUAUCUCUGCCCUCUCUCCUGGUAACUCAAGGCCUAUCCGGACGCCAGCUGAAGGUCAGCGAGAGAAAACGAGGGAUGCAAAUCCACCAGAGACUCCAAGUUUGAACCAGCCAGACAAACAGACAGCAGCUAUAACGAGAACAUCAGGACAGCGAAGUCCUCCCCAAACACCUUCUCAUCCAGCUCCACAGCCUCCUGAAGUUGUGUGCAGGCCUUCAGCCGGGACUACAGACCCACAGGAGGCUUCACGUCUCCUGGCUGAAAGGAGGAGAGAGGCCCGACUACAACGGGAGAGAGAGGAGCAGGAGCGGCUGCAAAGAGAGGAGGCCGAAAGGCGGAGUCGUGAAGAACUGGAGCGCAAGAGGGCGGAGGAGCGAGCACGACAGCAGGCCGAGGCUCAGCGUCUCAUAGAGGAGAAGAUGAGGAGGGAGGAAGAGGAGCAGAGACAAGCUGAGGAAGAGAGAGCUCAGGCUAUGAGGGAAGCCGCCCUUCUGCAGAAACAGAGAGAGGAGGAACAAGCCAAAGAGAAGGCAAAAGCAGAGCAGAUGCAACAAGAGCGAGAAAUAAUCGCUCAGAAAGAGGAAGCAGCGCGGCAAGCAAGGAAAAAGCGACUUGAGGAGAUCAUGCGGAGAACCAGAAGGACAGAUUCUCCAGAUACGAAGUCUGCACCAGUGAGGAACGAAGCCCAACCAAAGGAAAACACACAGCCUGUGCACAAUGGCACUAUAGAAGAUGCCAUUAAGCUGCCAGUUGUGACGAAGACCUCACAGCUGGGGCGGAACAAUGAGGACGACGUGGUACCUGUUGUGGCCUUUAAAGAACGCAGGUCCCUCCGGACUCUCACAGGCCUGGAAGAAAUCCAGACCCACCAACGAGCAGAAGUCAUCUGAGCACCUGCAAAGUGAGCAGACGUUCAAAGACUUUGUUGGAGAGCUGUGUCUUCUCUGUGAAACACAGGAGUUACUGCAGUACAGCCAUUUCGCCGCCCAUCCGGCGCCUUGAAAGAGCAUGUAAGAUUGCAGCCUUGCCUCUCACUGAGGACGUCAGCAUUUGGUCACUUUUUGUGUGUGUAACCAGUGGCACAAAUAUUGGGCAAGUUAUUUAUUACUUUCUUCAGUACAGCAGGUUUCUGAACUAAUAAUGACUAUCCAAAAACCAGUAGAUGUAGACAGUGGUAAUGAUAGUUUGCUGGCGAGUGUUGCCUCUGUGAAAUACUAGGAAUAGCCAUUUUAACAAACACAACAUAUGUUAGCCAUAUGCUUUUUGCUUAUUCCUGAUAUUUCUUGCCGCCUAAGCACUUUUCCUUCCUCAGUUUUGUCACUGUGGAAUAUAGAAUAGCUCAAGUGGACGUUUGUGCUAAGAACACAAGAGAUUAGGUCGUCGGUGACAGCUCUUCCCCUUUGAUUUUGUGAAGUAUAGCAAUCACAUAUUUCAAAGCUGCUAA
This is a messenger RNA of Centropristis striata (black sea bass), 2872 nucleotides long. It is a transcript of the gene map7a, whose product is annotated as microtubule-associated protein 7a. The record is from RefSeq and is a predicted model, not a curated record. The transcript is spliced from 15 exons. The coding region runs from base 402 to 2318 and encodes 638 amino acids. Gene Ontology annotation, biological process: microtubule cytoskeleton organization. Gene Ontology annotation, cellular component: microtubule cytoskeleton. NCBI's taxonomy places the organism in Eukaryota, Metazoa, Chordata, Actinopteri, Perciformes, Serranidae.